This is a messenger RNA of Zingiber officinale, 1939 nucleotides long. RefSeq lists its product as uncharacterized. Bases 1191 to 1814 code for a protein of 207 amino acids. The record is from RefSeq and is a predicted model, not a curated record. The transcript has 10 exons. NCBI's taxonomy places the organism in Eukaryota, Viridiplantae, Streptophyta, Magnoliopsida, Zingiberales, Zingiberaceae.
CUGACCUAGCUCCGCCUCCUUCUAGUUACACAUCCAGGAGAACCUCCGUCCCCUCGCAGGUACGCAGCUAGCAUAACCUUCUCCUCCUUCAAGCUAUUUGACCUAGCUAUCAUCACCGAUUCCUUCCUCUGACCUCCGACCUAGCUCCGCCUCCUUCCAGUUACACAUCUAGGAGAACCUCCGUCCUCUCGCAUGUACGCAGCUCUCCUCCUUCAAGCUAUUUGACCUAGCUAUCGUCGCCGAUUCCUUCCUCUGACCUCCACCCCUGACCUCUGACCUCAGACCUACGCCUCCUUCCAGUUACUAGGAGAACCUCCGAUUCCAAUCUGCUAUUAAGAGUAUCUACAAUUGCAAUCCUGACAAGCUCCAAGUGGUAACUUUCGAAAAUGGCAAACAAAAGAAUGCGAAAGCUAAUCCAAAAUAGCCAAAGACAAUCAAGGAGAGAAGAAUCAAGUAACAGAGGAGUUGAUGAUGGAAAUGAAUCACAAUACACAACAUCCCAUUCACCAUUGGAGAUACAAAAUGAGGAGGCUAAUGAGCAAGUUGAAAAUGAGGUCAUGUCUUCAUCCCAAAGUCAGCAAAGAAAACGUGGCAAGACUAUUUUGAGAGAUAUUCACGCAUUACAUCCUGAUCAUAUGCUCGUUGUUCAAUUCAAUGAAAGGGGACAACCUUACGGUGAUUUACAACCAACGCUUACAAAUUUUAUUGGAACUAUUGCACGGAAUGGACUUGUGUUGCCCCUACACUUUUUAGAUUGGAGAAAAAUGCCGACAAAUCGCUUGAAUGAUGCAUGGAAACUUGUUACCGCACGUUUCUAUAUCCCCAAUCACCAUAGAAGAGUUAUAAUGCAAAUGAUGGGGGCCGCAUGGAGACGGUGGAGGAUUGAAGUGAAAGCUACAUCUUAUGAUUCAAAUACUCCACUAGAAGAGCUUGUUGCAAAACAACCCAUUCCUAUGGAUUGACACCUCAAACUUGGGAAGUUUUAUGUAACUAUUGGAAGUCUACUGAGAAAACUUCAAAAAUCAAUAGAGAAAAUGCAAACAAAAAGAAAGGGACUCAUGCACAGGGACGCACUAAUAUUCCGUCAUUGGAAUAUAAAUUUUCUCAAGAGAAUGGUAGAAAACCAAGUCGUAUUGAAUUACAACAAUUGAGUCGGAGAAGUAGAAAGAAAGGAGGUGCCGCUAUUGACGAUGAGGCAAAUACGAAUUGAGAAUUUACUUAAAGAGGUUGUAGAUCGGCUCCUCCAAGAUAAACUUGAAGGAAAACAACCACUGGAAGUCCAUGAGGAGGCAUUUCGUGAGGUUUUUGGACCUGAACAUUCUGGUCGGGUACGUGGUUUAGGAGCUGGUGCGUUGCCUAGCCAAGUGUUCCCAAAGCAAUGUAAACACAGCUCAAUGUAUUGGCAAGAUUAUCACUCAAAUUCAGAUUUGACAGACAAAUUUAAGGAAAUGAAAGAGAAAAUUAAAGAUAUAGAGUUGCGAGAAGCACAACGACAAACAGAAAUAGAUCAAAUGAAAAAACAAAUGCAAGAAAAUGAUCAGUUCCAAAAUUUUGCACGAGUAAUGUUAAGUAUGAUGUCGGGAAGUGUUGGGGGCUCUCGUGGACCCGAAUUAUUACCCGCACAAAAGAAGAUAGGUGUAGAUCCUCCCCAUCACCAGAAUCAGAUAAUAACUAGAGAGGUUGCUAUUGAAGGUUGGAGCAAAUGGAUUUUGUCGCUUGAAGCACAGGUCUUUUGUCGUUUGGAGCGCAUGCCUUUUGUUGUUUGGAGCAUAUGCCUUUUGAUGUUUUUUUUGGUAGAGAAAACUUGUUAUUGAAAGUUGUAUAUAUUUUGGAGAUUGAAGAAGAUAUUGUGUUUGUGUUGUAGUGUGGAGUUAAAUGUUAUAUGUUAUGAAUAUUUUGAAAUGAAAUACAAAUUCUAUGCGUUGAUUUGGUAAUGAAA